AUGCCGCCGAAGCUCCUUCUGAAUCGCGAAGCCGUCCCGAAGAAGGACAAGAACAAGCAGGCGGUGAAGAAGAGAGAGAAAGAGAAGGAGAAGGAGAGAGAGCCGGUCAAGAAUGACGACGAGAAAGAGAAGGAGAAGGAAAAGAGGAAGCAGGAGGCCGUCCCCGUGGAGCGCGACGAAGAAGUCGGGGAAGAGGCCCUCGCCAAGGUCGAGCUUGUGUCCUUCGAGACGUGGCUGGAGCGCAAGUCCGCCGGACUGUUGGCCAAGAAGGAUUGUAAGGCUUGCCCGAAGACCGAGCAGGAGCAGAGGCACAAGAAGGGAAUGUGUUCGGCCUGCUACCAGCGUUCCGGACGCGGCAACGACGCCACCCACACCGCCCGAUGCGUCAUCUAUUCCGAGCUCAAGGACUUGAAGGGAGUCUCCGCGAUUAUGCUCCACUUUGCCGCAGACGCUGCCUGCACGCUGUGCUGGCGUCAUCACCAUCUGCUGCCGACCGAU
This is a messenger RNA of Mesorhabditis spiculigera, 498 nucleotides long. Lineage: Eukaryota; Metazoa; Nematoda; Chromadorea; Rhabditida; Rhabditidae. The record is from the annotation of a GenBank genome assembly.